UGCACACCGCAUGUUUCAUUUUGAUAGCUCGCCAAUAUUGUUUACAAUGCGACACUCGCUUCUAGUUAAAAGAUUAGCACGUCCACAGGAGCCAGAGGCAGAGAUGGCUCCUGCAAAGCGUACGAGCUCGCCACCAGAGCUACAGAAGCAAGUGAAUGCAUUUCUAAAUGUCGAUGUCGAUGUAAAAGUGCUGCAGCAUAUUAUUAAUCUCUUUACCAAAUUGAAUGUGAGUGCAAUUGGCGAGAUGUAUGUGACCGAAGUGAUCUUCAAGAAUCUGCUCAAGCGCAAAUGCAUCUAUGGUUCCGACACAGACCAGAUCAAACCAAACCCAAAACCAAAUGCAAAAACAAAAGCUAAACUAAAACAGAUGGCAAAAGAAAACAAACCAAAUGGUCUAUUUCUAAAGUACUACAAUGACGAGUGGUCCAAAUUGCUAAUCCACUUGGCCAGUUCGGCGAAGGAUGUGUCUGCCGUUGCACUAAAUGUGUGCAUGCAAUUCAUAUUAGCCGAAUCAAAGUAUGCCAAGCUUAAUGCCCAGCCCCAUGAACGGCUUCGUAUCAUGUUGCAAUCGAUUAUCACAUCGGAGACGACACCGCCAGCUGCUCUGGUGGCCUUUGAGAAAUAUGCCCGUUGCCUGGACAUACUGCAGUUGGCCUAUCAAGUGCUACCUGAAUUGGCGCCAGUCAGUUUCGUUGACUCGCCAAAUGAGGCACUAAACUAUUUGGCCAUCAUCAAUUCGCUGGACUUGAGCAAAACGGUUCUAAGUGCUAACAAGUAUCAUCUCACCGAGACAAACCCAAAUCGAAAUUUUGAAUACGAAGAGACGCGCAAACAUUUGAACAGUGUGUGGAAUGGCAUUAUUGCCAGAUGCAGCGAUCUGGAUGAGAAGGUGCAUCGUCAGGUGCUUGUCGUGCUCUUGGAACGAAUAUUCCCCCACUUGGACGAGCCCAUAUUGUUGACUGAUUUCUUAAUGAAUUCACUACAUCAGUUCGAUGGACCAGUCGCUUUGCUUGCUUUGCAAGGCAUUUUUAAGCUGAUGCAAGAGCAGAAUAUUACAUACCCGGAUGUGUAUCAGAAGCUCUACAACAUGUUCUAUCCCCGGAUGUUCUACAACAAGUACAAGGCUCGGCUUUUUUAUUUGGCCGACAUAUUUUUGACAUCGACGCAUUUACCCGAAAAUCUGGUGGCCGCCUUUGUCAAGCGAUUGGCCCGACUUGCUCUGAAGAGUCCUACAGAGGAUGCGAUUAUAUUGAUACGUUUCGUGUGUAACCUAUUGCUGCGGCACACGGGCUUGCAACGUCUUAUUUGCGCAACGGAUGCAGCAAGUGCUGUGGAAAUUUCGGAUCCCUACGAUGAACGCGAGUUGGACCCGGUCAAAACUGGGGCCCUUAACAGUUCCCUCUGGGAGAUGUUACUGCUGCAAAAGCAUGCGGUGCCCGAAGUGGCCAAUGCUGCACGCUUCAUAUCCAAAAGUUUGCCUGUAUUCGAGUUUGAUCUUGGCCCGCUGCUUGAAAUCAAGGAGUGUGAUAUCUUUGACGACGAGGUGAAAAAGAUGAUGAAGCAGUUCGCGUUGAGCUACGAUCGUCCAGCAAAUUUUGGUCUGCCACAAAAUGACAUUGUCACAAAAUACUGGGAUAUAAUUUAAAACGUAUCAAAUAUACAAAUAAUAUUUUUAAAGUUAA
Molecule: messenger RNA, 1682 nt
Organism: Drosophila grimshawi
Lineage: Eukaryota; Metazoa; Arthropoda; Insecta; Diptera; Drosophilidae
Product: nucleolar complex protein 4 homolog B
Exons: 5
Coding region: 11-1645 (544 amino acids)
Biological process (GO): ribosome biogenesis
Cellular component (GO): nucleolus; Noc4p-Nop14p complex; small-subunit processome
Source: RefSeq, a predicted model, not a curated record